This is a messenger RNA of Rhododendron vialii, 2504 nucleotides long. RefSeq names its product 2-isopropylmalate synthase A-like. Gene Ontology annotation, cellular component: chloroplast. The record is from RefSeq and is a predicted model, not a curated record. The transcript is spliced from 13 exons. The coding region runs from base 342 to 2192 and encodes 616 amino acids. Lineage: Eukaryota; Viridiplantae; Streptophyta; Magnoliopsida; Ericales; Ericaceae. Gene Ontology annotation, biological process: L-leucine biosynthetic process. Gene Ontology annotation, molecular function: 2-isopropylmalate synthase activity.
UUUCCUAAUUAACCAACUUGAGAAAGGGCCGGCUUAUUAACCAACAAACACCACUUCUGUGGCGGCUCCACCGACACUGUCGCCGCUGCAUUCUCUCUCUCUCUCUCUCUCUCUCUCUCUCUCUCUCUCUGUUGUGGCUACUGAUUCGUUGUAAACUUGAUCUGGGGAAUUGAAGGAUUGCAGUGAAAGGGCGCGGAGUCUAACUUUGCAUGCCCUCUGGAUUGGAGCAGAAGACGAAGAAGAGCCUGGAAACUCUCAGAAAUCUGUUCAAGAGACUUCGACCGUUUUAGGGUUUUAUUAUUCACUAUCCUCUUCGGUUAGCCGUAGACAUCUCUCUCUCCAUGGCAUCCCUGUUCACAAACCCUGCUAUCAUACCAGUAUCUCAGCUUACCUCUACCAACCCAACUCGCUUCCUCCUCUACUACAACGGAACCACCGCCGCCAAAGCCCCCUCAAUUCGGUCACCAAAAUCUUCUACCCCGUUCACUGCUAUCUUCUGCUCCGCCACCCGCCGCCCGGAAUACAUCCCCAACCGGAUUCCCGACCCCCACUAUGUCCGCGUGUUUGACACCACCCUCCGCGACGGUGAGCAAUCCCCAGGCGCCUCCAUGACUAGCAAAGAAAAGCUCGACGUCGCCCGACAGUUGGCGAAGCUCGGGGUCGACAUAAUCGAGGCCGGAUUCCCCGCCGCCUCCAAGGAUGAUCUGGAGGCUGUCAGAAUGAUCGCGAAGGGGGUGGGCAACGAGGUGGACGAGAAUGGGUACGUGCCUGUGAUUUGCGGGCUGGCGCGGUGCAAUAAGAAGGAUAUAGACGCGUCGUGGGAGGCCGUGAAGCAUGCGAAGAGGCCGCGGAUCCACACGUUUAUAGCGACGAGUGAGAUUCACAUGAAGCACAAGCUGAAGAAGACUAAGGAGGAGGUGAUCGAGACGGCAAGGAGUAUGGUGAGUUAUGCGAGGAGCUUGGGCUGCGAUGAUGUUGAGUUCAGUCCUGAAGAUGCUGGAAGAUCUGACAGGGAGUUUCUUUACCAGAUUUUGGGUGAAGUUAUUAAGGCUGGGGCUACCACUCUUAAUAUUCCUGAUACUGUUGGGUAUAAUAUGCCAGAUGAAUUUGGACAAUUAAUUGCUGACAUAAAAGCCAACACCAAAGGAAUUGAAAAUGUGAUUAUAUCGACCCACUGCCAAAAUGAUCUUGGGCUUUCUACUGCCAACACAUUAGCGGGGGCUUGUGCAGGUGCAAGACAAGUAGAAGUAACGGUUAACGGUAUUGGUGAAAGAGCUGGUAAUGCUGCAUUGGAGGAGGUUGUUAUGGCCCUUAAAUGUCGUGGAGAUCAAGUGUUAGGAGGACUUUAUACAGGGAUCAAUACAGAGCAAAUUAUUAUGUCAAGCAAGAUGGUUGAAGAGUUUAGUGGAUUGCAUGUACAACCACACAAGGCCAUUGUCGGGAAUAAUGCUUUUGCGCAUGAAAGUGGUAUCCACCAGGAUGGAAUGCUUAAACAUAAAAAUACAUAUGAAAUUAUAUCUCCUGAAGAUAUUGGUCUCCAUCGAUCUAAUGAGUCUGGCAUUGUCCUUGGAAAGCUCAGUGGACGCCAUGCUUUAAGAUCUCGACUUUUAGAGCUUGGUUAUGACAUUGACAGUAAGGACCUUGAUGAUCUCUUCUGGCGUUUCAAAGCUGUAGCAGAAAAGAAGAAGAAUAUUACUGAUGAUGAUGUGAUGGCACUGGUGUCUGAUGUAGUUUUUCAGCCACAAGUGGUUUGGAAGCUUGGAGAUGUGCAAGUUACUUGUGGAACUCUUGGUCUUCCAAUGGCCACUGUUAGACUCAUUGAUGCAAAUGGCGAAGAGCAUAUUGCGUGCGCAAAUGGAACUGGGCCCAUUGAUUCUGCUUAUAAGGCCAUUCUCCUCAUUGUUAAGGUAGAUGUAACCCUUCUUGAGUACUCCAUGAAUGCUGUAACAGAAGGUAUCGAUGCACUUGCCACCACACGAGUUUUAAUUCGUGGGGAGAACAACCAUACAUCAACUCGUUCCAGCGGACAAAGUGGAGAAAUUCUCCAUCGUACAUUCAGUGGAACCGGGGCAGGAAUGGAUAUAGUUGUCUCCAGUGUCCGAGCUUUCGUUAAUGCUUUAAACAAGAUGCUAGGUUUCAAUAACCAAGCUGGAGCGAUGUCAAAUACAAGAAAUUCUCGGGUUUCAGCUUAAAUAGAGAAGAAAUUGGCAGGGAAUAUAUUUCACUUUGUGUGGAUGUGCUUCCAUGUUAAUUUGUGCUAAUGAGAGACGGUUGUAGGAUUCUCUCGGGUUGAUUUUCGGCCGAGUUGAAUUCCCAUUCUUCUUGUGAUGUACUUGUUAGUUGUGAGAGCUCUCUAGGGUAGCUGAAAACUUUGAAGGAUCUGUGACAGACUCUAGAAAGCCAUUUCUUUCUGUUAAACAGUUCACAGACGCAGAACUUUGUUUCCUGUAGCUGGAUUUGUGAAGUUCCCUUCACAAUUUAUUUGUAUUUCCAUUGUUUUGAAA